AUGGUGAAACAUGCCAAACAAACGACAACAAAGGGAAUGAUAUCAGUCCAUUCCCUUUCCCUUUCCUGAAUACCCCCAACCAAACGCCCCCUUAGUAAACAUAUAUGGGUACUUUGGGAGUUUUGGUAGACUUAGUAUAAAGUUUAUACUUCCUCCGUUCCGAAAACAUCGCACCAUGGUUGACUUUUACUCUUUUAACCAUUAUUUUGACUCUUAAUAUCUCAAAUCGUGUGCAAAUAAAAAUUAUAAAAAAUUAAUAUUUAGAAAAUAUAUAUCGAUACGAAUCUAACAUGACACCACAUGAUUAAAAUUUCCUUACGUACGAAUCACAAAAAAUAGCCAAAGUCUUAGUGUAAAUAGUGUACAAAACAAAUGGUGCGAUAUUUCCGGAACGGAGGAAGUAUUAUAAUUCAUCCGUUUCUUUUUAGUAUCGUAACUAGUUUUUAAUAUGAUAUGUAUAAGAAAUAUUAUAAAAAAUUAAUCUUAAUACUCCCUCCGUCCCUUAAUCCUUGACCUGUUUUCCUUAUUGGACCGUCCCUUAAUACUUGACCUGUUUCUAAAAAUGGAAAUAUUUAACAAUAUUAUAUUAUUUCUCACUCCUUCCUUAUUAACCCACCUACCCCUUACUCCAUACAAAAAAUAAUAAAAAAUUCAACCCAUACUCUACCCACCGGGUCGAGUAUUAAGGGAUGGAGGGAGUAUAUAUAUUAAGAUGAUUUGAAACGGAGGAAAUCUUUAUUAUUAAACUAUAUAUGGAGUAUUAUUGUUUAAAUAAUAUUAAUUCGGUAGUUUAAGCUAUCCAAUCAAUCUCAAAUGGCAUAAGAAUACAAUAUUACAAGUCCAAUCAUAUGUAGUAGAUAAUGAUCAACGUUCUUGGAAUAUUUUUCUUUUCUAAAUCUCUGGUAGCCGCCAUUCUAUAUUGAUCACAAGUUUUUGUUGAACAAUGUUUUUUUUUUCUUUUUCUUUUUUUUUUGACAAGAGUACAAUGUAUUUUAAUGUCGAAAAUAAGUGUGUGUGUUUAAUCUGGAAGUUCCUUUACGACUAAUUUGGUACUAUUGGUAGGCGACAAUGAAAAUAAGUUUCUAGCUUUAAACUAUAAGAUAAAUCAUGUACUAAUUAAAGUGGACUGAAAUGUCAAUUAUCUUAAAAAAAAACUCGGCCUUUUCUUAAUUACCAUCCAUUAUCAUUACGAGAAUGGUAUUGGGUGCAGAUGAGAACACAUUGGGACAUAUAAAUUGCGUUAUCAUGGACAAAAAGGUGUUAUAUAUGGCCUUUUACAAUUAUGUUUAACCUCAUUUUCAUUACCACGAUCUAUUAUCGGUGAAAAAGGUUUUCACAUAGACCAUUAAAUCAAUGAAAAUUCUUGUCUACUUUUUCUAGACAUUCAAUCUGUUGACAACUUUCACUUUCUUACCCAAAAGUUUUUUAAAAAAUCCAUUCACGUUUCUCCCAAAAUGUUAAUCCAACAUCUUUAUUUUUAUUCCACAUUUUACCUAUGGAAGUAUAAGUAACUAACUAAGUAACUGACACAAAUAGCUAUGAUCUUCAAUUGGCCAAAGAAUAUGGAAAUGUAAUAUACAGGUGAAGAAGAAAAGAAUUACAAGACAAAAAACAAUGUCUGACAAAGUCAAGGUUGUAGAAAUUUCAAAGGUUUAAAAAAAUAGAAAGACAUACGUAAAUGGGUUUGAGACAGAUUCUUAAUUAAGGAAAUUAAGCAAGGAUGGCCGGAGGAGGAGGGGGUCCAACGUUUGAGGGUACACCAUCAUGGGUGAUUGGAGGAGUAGUUUUUGUGAUUAUUGCUGUUUCUUUGGCCAUUGAAAAACUUUUACAUUAUCUUGGCAAGAUGUUGUUAAGGAAGGAGAAGAUACCACUGUAUCAUGCCUUAAACAAGGUUAAAGAAGAGUUGAUGAUAUUGGGGUUCAUAUCUCUGCUGCUUACGUUUUUCCAAGAUGAGAUUGAUAAAUGGUGCAUACCAGAAAAGCUUACAGAAAGAUGGCUCCCUUGUGCUAAAGAUAAAGGAGAUACUGCAUCAACUGCCAAUUAUCAGAUCCCUGCAGGAGGCCGCCGCCUUUUAGCCGAGGAUGUUGCCAACUCCACUUGCCCGGCGGGAAAGGUACCUAUCGUAUCAAUUGGUGUUCUUCAUGACCUUCAUUACCUCAUCUUCAUAUUAGCAAUUGUCCACGUACUCAACUGUAUGCUCAUAGUACUCCUUGGAGAGAUAAAGAUAAGUCUGUGGCGGAAGUGGGAAGAUGCUAUCAGAAUACAGAAUAUCGCUGACCAUAAUGAUCAAAAUGACAGAGUGAUAGAUGUUAGAAGCCUCUCAUUUAUCAAGAAUCGGUUUGGUGGUGUUGAUGCAAAGAAACGACAUUAUGUGAUUUCAUUUUUCAAGCACCUAGCUGGGGUAAUAACAAAAGCUGACUACAAAGCAAUGAGAACCGGCUUCAUUUUGACACAUUGUAAUGGAAACCUGAGGUUCAACUUUCACAAAUAUAUUGUAUACGCGUAUGAAGCUGACUUUCAUAAAAUUGUGUCCAUCAGUUGGAUCAUGUGGCUGUUUGUGGUCAUCUCAUUGACGCUCAAUGUUGCUGGUUGGCAUGUAUAUUUUGCAAUAUCAUUCAUCCCCUUCAUUCUCUUAAUUGUACUGGGCACAAAACUGCAACAAGUGAUAACAGAAUUAGCCAUAUAUAUAGCUCAAAGGCAUACUGUUGUAUUUGGAGAACUGAGGAUUCAACCGUCAGAUGACUACUUUUGGUGCAACAAACCCAAGAUUGCCCUCUUGUUGAUCCACUACAUACUCUUCUUAAAUUCAUUUGGCUCUGCAAUCUACUUCUGGACACUGUUUAAAUUCGGUCCCAAAUCUUGCGUCAUGGACAAACCAAUAUAUGCCACCUCAAGAAUCAUUAUAAUGGUGGUUGUUCAAACGAUAUGCAGUUACAGCACUCUGCCGCUCUAUGCAAUUGUAACACAGAUGGGAAGUUCAUACAACAAGGACGCAAUGGAGAGAUUUGGCAAUGAAUUAAACCGCGCUGGUGCAAUUGCAGACAGGACUCCAGAAGAAGCGGAUGCAGCAGUAUCAGUUGAGAUGUCAAAUCACCAGGAACGGCAUUGAAUUCUUUAAAAUUGCAACUUCAGACAAGUUGUAAGUUACCAGUGAAGAACCUGUUGAUAGAAAACACAAAAAUUAAAAUGUACAUAGAUUAAAACCAUUGUAGUUUUGCAAGGUCCUACAGAUUCAAAGAAAUGUAUAUAUUUGUACAAGUACUAAGAUUUUCUUUUAUUGAGCUGGAAGAAAUUUUACA
Molecule: messenger RNA, 3299 nt
Organism: Spinacia oleracea (spinach)
Lineage: Eukaryota; Viridiplantae; Streptophyta; Magnoliopsida; Caryophyllales; Amaranthaceae
Product: MLO-like protein 1
Exons: 15
Coding region: 1721-3109 (462 amino acids)
Biological process (GO): defense response
Cellular component (GO): membrane
Source: RefSeq, a predicted model, not a curated record